GUGCGUCUGCCUUAUCUCUGCUCCCGCUUCCGGUGUGUUUAGGAAUAAUGGAGACGCUGGCAGUUUAAGACGAAGGGAGACUGAGGCGAACCGGAGAAAAUAUAAACAAGUUCUCACGUUUUUAUAAAAAUAAGGGCGACAGAUUGAAACAGAGGCAGGAAUAACCCUUUUGACGAUGGAGAACUCGGACAGCGCAGAUCAAGGAGGCAGCGAGCAGUCUGAAGCACAGCGCCAGAGACAGCUGGAUAGGCUGGAUCGAGAGGAGGCUUUCUACCACUUCGUGAACAACCUGAGCGAGGAAGACUACCGGCUCAUGAGAGACAACAACAUGCUUGGCACUCCUGGUGAAAUUACUGAAGAAGAGUUACUGGGUCGCCUACAGCAAAUUAAGGAUAGACCAGAGCAACAGAACAGUGGUGAAAGCAGAAAUGAAGAAAAUAGGGAAGAUGGUCCUGAAGCCACAGAAGAUGGCUCUAAUGGAGACUCCAUUCUAGACUGGUUGAACUCUGUGAGACAAACUGGAAACACUACGAGAAGUGGCCACAGAGGGAACCAGUCGUGGAGGGCAGUGAGCCAAACUAACCCAAACAGUGGAGACUUUAGAUUCAGCUUGGAAAUCAACAUCAACCGGAAUUUAGCAGAGCAACAGGCCAGGGUCGAGGGGGAGCAGCUGGUGAGGGAAGAUGGUGAACAGCCUGAGACGAUGGAGGGGGAGCUGCCCAUGGACAUCACUCCGGAGCCAGAGGCGCUUACUACUGUCAGGGGGCCGGAGCCCGAACUGGUGCCAGAGCCCGAACUGGAGCCUGAGCCUCCCAGGCCUGAGACUCCUCCAGCAGUUUUACCUCCACAGCCCCAGAGUCCCGAAGUUGAGGAGCCCACUCGGAGGGGACAACGAAGGGCCAGGAGUCGAAGCCCGGAAUUGAGGAUAACUAGAGCUCGAAACGAGAGGAGCCGCUCGCCGUUGAACCUUGGAGGGGAGGUUCUGCGGCGGGCUCGCCGCAGCACACCAUUGCAAAUGCCACCUUCCCCAGUUGAACCUCAAAUUGAAGGAAGCUCCAGAACUAGACAACAUGUGUUAUCAAGGCAAAGCACUGUGGAAUACGAUGUUCAGAUGGAGAAUGCAGCUGCAGGAGCAGACACAGACUCUGCUCCUGUUCCUAUUCCUAUUCCUGUUCCUGCUUCUGCUCCAGUAGAAUUUGUAGAAGCCUCUCGAGAACCGGAGAACCCCUCUGAGACUGCUUCUAGCAGCGAGGCCAGUGCGGCCGGGAGGAGACCCCCCACCAUCAUGCUGGACCUUCAGGUGCGGAGAGUUCGUCCUGGAGAGUACCGCCAGAGGGACAGUAUAGCCAGCCGCACCAGGUCCCGCUCGCAGACACCCAACAACACCUACUCAUACGAGAGCGAGCGAGGGGGAUUCCGGCGCACUUUCUCCCAUUCUGAGAGGGCCGGCGUCCGGACUUAUGUCAGUACCAUCCGUAUUCCGAUCCGCAGAAUAUCGGAUGCAGGGCUUAGUGAGGCAACAUCCAUGGCCCUGCAGACUAUGAUCAGGCAGAUAAUGACUGGCUUUGGAGAGCUGAGCUAUUUUAUGGAUAGUGAUAGCGACUCGGACUCCAACAGAGGCCAAAACCCUGUGUUGGAGCCCCCGGAGUCACAAAUCCCCAGCAACAGUAGCAACAGCUCAGUCCCAGAGACCCCAGAGCCACAAACUACGGAAGAACACAGGGACACCGCCACUGAAAUCAGCUCACCUACCACGGCCGGAAGGGAGAGCCGUGGAGCCCGGGGUCCCAUCAGUUUAGAGGAGCCCGGGUCAUUGCCAUUCCUCCGAUUGGCACACUUUUUCCUUUUGAAUGACGACGACGAUGACCAACCCAGGGGUCUCACCAAAGAACAAAUCGACAACCUCUCCACCAGGAAUUACGGGGAGAAUGACGCGUUAAAGACUUGCAGUGUGUGCAUAAUGGAAUACAUAGAAGGAAACAAGCUGCGCAAGCUUCCCUGCUCCCAUGAGUAUCAUGUCCACUGCAUUGACCGCUGGCUGUCAGAAAACUCAACGUGUCCCAUCUGUCGCAGGGCAGUCUUGGUCUCAAGCAACCGAGAGAGUGUGGUGUAAUAAAGGACCACAUGUUAGAUUAUUUUUCUUAUUUUAUGUUUGUGCAAUAGUUAGAUGUAGUGAAAAAUAAAAUAAAAAACAAAAGAAGAAAAACCUGUACAUUUGUUCUUAAACGGUAGUGGCGGGAGUUCCCAUCUGCAUAAACAAAUGUAUUCCCUUUUAAUUGUUAAUAGAAAAAAAAACAAAAACAUGUAAAGCUUUUUCUAGCGUUUCUGUAAGUUUUCAAUGCACUGUAUUAUUAUUAUUGUUAUUAUUGUUAUUAUACUAUGGAUUGAAACAUUUACCAUGCUUGGAAAUAUGUGAGGGUGGGGCGUUGGCGAAGGUAACUUAUCUGCCCUAGUCCUUUCACUUUCACCCUAAUUAGAUUGCAGUGGCCUAACUUAUUUGCCUUCAGAUGUAAAGAUAUACCUAGCUUUUUUUUUUUUUUAAACUUACAUUCCUGGUAUUGGGAGCACAAGAAGACCCUAUUUUCUUGAAUGUCAGGAGUAAACAACUUCAUGUAAUGGAAUAUAUGGUUUAUUCCAUGUUCUAUGAAUAUAGGAUUAAUUAGGAGUUGUUUUGUCAAUUUUAUUGCACACUGUUAACAGGUGUGCUGUAACCAUUCUAACAGGUAGUUUAAUCUGGCAAGCAAAUGCCUCAGUCUACCCUUAAUAUGUUUCAUAUCAUUUAGUAAAAAAAAAAAGUAAAUUGGUCAAAAUGCACCUAUAAGGCUUAAAACACAUGGUAGCCCUGCGCCCAGUACUUGUUUUAAUAAACAUUAUGUAAAUAAUUAGGAGUUUGAAGUUAAUAAAUUGUUCCUCUCUUAUAGCUGCACGAACAAGCCUUAUUAGUAAACCUGCAGUUGACUAUGCGGUGAUGGAUGUGGUCAAUUCAGAGCAGAUUUACCAAGGGCCUGAUUGUACAAACUCCUGGAACCUGCUCCUUUAACAACAUGCCUAAAGGGGGGGUGUUUUAAAACCCAGGACUGUGUGCAGUGCUAGUGUUAGUUUCAAGCCCUUCGCCUAGAUGCUUUGAUUUUUAAAGAGCUGUGUAAUACUUUUUUUCCCCAUUCACACCAUAUUUUGUUUAAACAUUUGUCAGCAUUUGUGCUGAAGUGAAUUUCUUUCACUGAGUUGUAAAAUACAUUUGUAUAUGUUGCAAAUAACCAGACUGUUUUACCCUUUGGAAAGGUGGUUUCUUUGCAUGGUAAAUAGUGUGUUAUUCAGAGAAUUUGUCCUGUUUUAUAUAUUAAAACAUAAAACAAAAAAUUGUAUUGAACAUGUUUUGUACAAGUAGUAGUGACAGAUUUGGGGAAUCUUAAUAUGAAGUAGUUUGUAUAAAAAUCCACAAGUCUAAUAUGUAGUAACAAUUCGUAAAAGUGUUGGAUUGAACAACAUUUAAAUCAGAAAUAUUUGGCUAUCCCCAUUCAUAUUUAAUUACAUUCAAACUACCUUUGCCUUGCCCCAUUAGUAAUUUUAAGGACAUUUAGGUUGGUUCUUUUUCUUUUAUGCAUGCAUCACAAUACUAUGUCCAUCAUAUUCGGGGCUCUGCUUGCAGCCACAAUUUAAUUAAAAAAAAAAAAAAUUUAUAUAACUUAGAUGCCCGAAGUCCAAAAACAAAUUCAGUAAUUAGGCACUGUUAAAACAGCUUGGGAGUGAGUUCCUCAUAUCGAUAUAAUCAUCACAAGUCAAAACUUUGCAGCUAUCUUUUUUAAUUUAUUUUUUAAAAAUACUUUUCUAACUUCUGUUAUUACUACUGUGUUUCAUUCCCGUACCAGAAUGUCAGUUUUAUAUUUUCAGUCAAUUUUCUGAUUAGUGACCUAGUACUUCAAGCAGGAUUGAUUGCAUUUGGCAAAAGUUAGGAGAACAUACUCCAGAUAGCAAUUAUUUUUCCUUUUCUGUUUAUUACACGUACAUUGUUUAAACAUUGAGUAAGAGUUCCAAAAGUUUUGACAGUACUUUUUUGAAAACCGUCUUUACUCCUAUUGUGCUAUCCUGUUUUAAUGUGAUUUCAGUGGUACUGUUAUAUGUAACAUCUUUAAGAACGUUUUGCCUUAAGUGAAUCAUCAUCCAAAUGUCUUUACUUUUUUUCCCCCAUCUAAUAUUUGUGCUUGGGGUUCUGAAAAUGAUACACAAUUGCCUUGUGCUCCAACAAUAACUGUGCUGGUUGUGGGAAAUAGUAAUAGAAUGCUGUUUUCACAGUCUGGUGGUAUAGCCAAAAUAUGGCUUGUUCAGGUUUUACUUGGUAAGACACUUGAUUUUAUAUAUCGUCUCUGAACAAGAGAAUACGUAUUUCUGUUGCAUUUUGAAGGGUACAAGAGGGCACCAGGGGUACCUUAACUUGCCUUUAACCUCCAGAUGCGACAUGUGUUUCUUCUGGGCUUGUCACCACAACUGCAAUUGCAAAAUAACGUAUGUUUAAAUAUCCACCAAAUGCAGUUUUAUUUUAAACUGAAAAAUAUAACCAAGCGCACAAAAGGAAUUAGUUUACUGUGAAGACACAAUGUUCUUUUACAUUUAUUAAAUGCUGUGUUAUUCGCUAUGUGGGUUUCAAAUUCUUGGUUAUAAGAGUCUCCGAUCUAUCGGUAAUGUUUUAUAAUAACUAUAAAUUUUAAAAAAUUAUUUUACAGCCAAGAAUUUGAAGCGAACAUAUAGCUGAAUUUAAGGUUAAAAACAAUAACCUUUUAGUCAUUUUUAACUUUGAAGAUUUUGUGAAAAGAUAUACCAUGAAAGUGAAAGUUAAUUCAAAUAGUUCCAGUUGAACUACUUAUUUUAUUAGACUUGGUAGUUUGAUCAUGAAUUGAUCAUUUACGUUUAUAGCUGUGCAUCAUUAUUGGUGCAUGUAGAAGUUUUAAAUGUAGAAUUAAACAGUGUUAAUGUUUUUAAAAACCCCUUGGAAUAUUGUCUCCCAUUAGGAGACUUAUUGGUAGCUUUUCCCUU
This is a messenger RNA of Polyodon spathula (Mississippi paddlefish), 5031 nucleotides long. Its product is annotated as E3 ubiquitin-protein ligase RLIM-like. The transcript has 4 exons. Gene Ontology annotation, cellular component: nucleoplasm; cytoplasm. The record is from RefSeq and is a predicted model, not a curated record. NCBI's taxonomy places the organism in Eukaryota, Metazoa, Chordata, Actinopteri, Acipenseriformes, Polyodontidae. Gene Ontology annotation, biological process: ubiquitin-dependent protein catabolic process; random inactivation of X chromosome; protein ubiquitination. Gene Ontology annotation, molecular function: ubiquitin protein ligase activity. The coding region runs from base 176 to 2113 and encodes 645 amino acids.